Molecule: messenger RNA, 1383 nt
Organism: Darwinula stevensoni
Lineage: Eukaryota; Metazoa; Arthropoda; Ostracoda; Podocopida; Darwinulidae
Source: the annotation of a GenBank genome assembly
AUGGAAACGUUUGAAGACGAACGAGACGAGGAGGUUGCAGCAAUCGCCGUUCAAUUCCAGGCAUCCAAUCACGUUGCUCACUCACGGGUUCCUGGAACAUGGACAGACGCCGUGGCUGCUGGUCCAGAAAUUAAGGAGGAGCUGCUGAAGUCGAGAGACCAGAACGUAGUGGUAUUGAGCUGGUUCGGGGGAUCCGGACCAACAUACAAUCAAGCCGUGGCCAAUAUCCGGCUAAUCGGAGUCAUGGGUGCUCAUUUCCUAGCCUUCCUCGCCAGGGAGACUGGAGUACGAAUACAGGAGAUGCACGUUGUGGGUCAAAGCCUGGGAGCUCACGUGGCCUCGUACGUCGGAUCCGCGCUAAAGGACUUGCGACAGGGGAAUCUGGGUCGCAUCACCGGCCUCGACCCGGCUGGACCCCAGUUCGAACACACGGAUCCCCUGGUCAGACUCGAUCCAGAGGAUGCCCUCUUCGUGGAUGUCAUUCACACCGACGCUACUCCUCUCGCAGCAGGAGGAUUUGGGAUGCUCCAACCGAUGGGUCACGUAGAUUUUUAUCCCAAUUUCGGGAGUCGCGUGCCGGGAUGUGAGCUGUCGCUUCCGGAUACUCUCCAGAAAGAAAACAGUUCUUUUGUCUACGGUUUAACUCGGUACCUGUUUUGCAACCACUUGAAGGGCAUCAACUACUUCAUCGAAUCCAUCAAUUCUCCCUGUCCUUUUGUCGCCUAUCAAUGCUCCAAUUGGUUCGAAUUCGAGCGAGGAGGCUGUACGAGUUGUGGCCAGAGGGGAGAAAAGUGCGGUCAAAUGGGAUACCACGCAAGGGAAGCAUGGAAACCAGAUUCCUUCAAGGGGAAAUCUCAGCAACUUUAUCUCUUCACCAGCGAUCUCCGUCCCCACUGCCGUACGAUUCAUUCCCGCUAUCACGAUGAAUCUCUUUACCCAUAUGUUAAUGGACUGACGCGGAUGAUGCUGAAUAGAGGUGAUUACUCUGACAGGGGAUUGCGCGUCAAGCAUGGUCAGGGAUUCAGUUUCCUGGUCCCAUCUCCUGAGAUAGGGGAAAUCGAGGAGAUUCUCGUGGAAUGGGAACACGAAGAAAAGACCAGGAAAGCUAAGAAAAAGCGAUCGUUAUCUCAAACCAGGAUAGUCAUCGACCGAGUCGUAGUCCAAACCCUCGAGCGCCGUGCCAAGGUGGCUUUCUGCGGCCGGGGUCGAGUGUUGGUGUCUGGGGAGAGGAUGACGAUGAGACGGAAUGGCAGUGGAGGAUGCCUGGAGAAAGCCUUACCCAUGGAGAAUCAGUCACUCAAGGGAUCCCUUUUUAACAUCCGACUGCGGGAAAAUAUCGAGGAAUUCCUUCGAAGAGGCGAAUCCGCGAUCCCCUUUUUUUAA